AAGUGGAAUAUUAUGCCAUGUUAAAAACAACUGGGAAAUGUCCGACAUCUGACUUCAGUGCGUUCAUUACAACUGGGAACUCGAAGGAAAAAAAGAGUUCUGACUGGGAAAAAUCGUUGUGAACGGUCAUCCAACUCGGAAUUCCAAGUCUGAAACUCGGGCAUAUUUCUAAAGCGCUGACUUUCCGACCUGAAUAUCACAGACGUCAUUAUUUGACCUCGUUUUUUCCCGAGAUCCCAGUUGUCCUGAAAGCACCAUUGGCUAAACAGACUACCAGUUACUAAACCGGACCCCAUGCUAGACAAGAUCCUGUACUGUCAACAAACGAAAACUUCAUUUUAGCUCGUGACUGCAAUGUUACCAUGGAUACGUCUGGUUUACAAACACCUCUGGGCUGUCAAAUUAUAUUGCAGCCCAAUUGAAAUAGCCAAUCAUGACUUCUGAAGUUUACCUGGAAAUCGUGGGUUUGAUGAAAGAACACCAUUUUCAAAUUGCGAAGAGCAUUGCCGAGGGACUGAAACAGAAGUUUCCCACCUCGUUUUUGGAUCCAACAAUUCGUCCAUUACUCGAAUGUGACUGGCAUGUGUAUCUAACCAAUAAGAAAAGGGAGCUGAAAGGGGAGGUGUGGCAGUUCUCCAGCAAUCUAAUGUGUUUCGUGAAUGGUUGUCUCCUUGGCAACGAGAAGGACCUGACCAGCUGGGCUGAGAAGCAGUGGGAGUUUACACUUAUCCGUCCACAUGCACUAUACCUGGCCCUCGCUGACGACUACUACUCUAAACACCUCAACAGCACUGGGCACACGUUUGUCUACAUGGACGUUUCGAUCCGAGGGGAAUCGGUUGGGAGAUUACUGUUUGAGCUGUUUACAGAGCUGUGUCCGAAGACGUGUAAAAACUUCCAGGCUCUGUGUACAGGGGAGGCAGGCCUGUCACAGAGUGACUUAAUGCUGUCCUACAAGGGUUCUGUGUUCCAUCGUGUGGUGCCCAACGGCUGGAUACAGGGGGGAGAUAUUUCGGCACCAGGCAAAGGCAACGGAGGGGAGUCAAUCUACGGGCCAACUUUUGAAGAUGAGAGCUUUGCAGUCUCCCACAGUAGGAGGGGCAUCCUGGGAAUGGCCAACCAGGGUCCUCAUAGCAACAGCUCUCAGUUCUACAUCACCCUGCAGCCCGCCUUUUGGAUGGACAGAAAAUAUGUGGCUUUCGGUCAAGUGGUUGAAGGCACAGAGGUUCUGAGGAGACUUGAGGAAGUCCCAACCUACAAUGAAAGACCCAAACAAGACUGUAAAGUAGCAGACUGUGGAGUGUUUGAACCCUGACAUUACCUUAACUGCACAUUUUUAUUAAAACCCAGUUUGACAUAACUGGUCCAGCUCUAUUUUAUUCUUGGUAUAUUCAGUUAAGCUCAGUUAAUUAAAGCUUUAGUCACUGGGGAAUUGGAUUUGUAAUAAAUAUACACAGUACCAUU
Molecule: messenger RNA, 1464 nt
Organism: Salmo salar (Atlantic salmon)
Lineage: Eukaryota; Metazoa; Chordata; Actinopteri; Salmoniformes; Salmonidae
Gene: ppil6
Product: peptidylprolyl isomerase (cyclophilin)-like 6
Biological process (GO): protein peptidyl-prolyl isomerization
Cellular component (GO): cytoplasm
Molecular function (GO): peptidyl-prolyl cis-trans isomerase activity
Source: RefSeq, a predicted model, not a curated record